Messenger RNA from Trichoderma virens Gv29-8, 1704 nucleotides. RefSeq lists its product as uncharacterized. NCBI's taxonomy places the organism in Eukaryota, Fungi, Ascomycota, Sordariomycetes, Hypocreales, Hypocreaceae. The record is from RefSeq and is a predicted model, not a curated record. The transcript has 5 exons. Bases 1 to 1704 code for a protein of 567 amino acids.
AUGUUGUUCAAGGCUUAUUGCUUCCUCAGCCUCAUAGGGCAUGCUCUUGCUGUCUCUGUUGUGUCUUCACCCACGGUUCACACUAUCAAUGGGACGUAUUCAGGGUUGAGCAUUCCAUCUUUUAAUCAAGAAGCAUUUUACGGCAUUCCAUAUGCUCAAGCACCUGUUGGAGACCUUCGCCUCCGAAGAUCCCUGCCAUAUAACCAAUCUUGGUCUGGGAUACGCAAUGCAACAGUUCGAUCUGACUCUUGUCCAGGAUUUAACUCAUUCCCACUUAAUCUUGUUGGGGGUAGUCUUAUUGACGGACUUACCCUGGGAGAAGACUGCCUGACUAUUGAUAUUGUCCGGCCAGCCAAUGUUAAGCCUUCUGAAAAAUUACCUGUCUUCGUUUGGUUUUAUGGUGGAGGUUUCAUUGCCGGCGGGUCUGCUGAUCCCAAAUACAAUAUGUCAUAUAUCGUCAAGAAUUCUAUGGAUAUGAAUAAGCCUAUUAUGGGCGCUAUUAUCAACUAUCGAACGAUGUGUUUCGGCUUCUUGGCAUCUAAAGAAGUCCUAGAUGCUAAUGUUGGCAAUCUCGGACUCUUUGACCAGCGACAAGGCCUCAAAUGGAUCCAAGAGAAUAUUAAGAGCUUUGGUGGGGAUCCUAAAAUGGUCACCAUCGCAGGAGAGAGUGCAGGUGGCUCCAGCACGGGCUAUCAUCUAAUUGGCUUCAAUGGCAAUAAUGAUGGGCUGUUCCGCGGGGCAAUUAUGGAGAGCGCGAGUUUGCUGGGAGCUCCAAUUAAUACCCCUGAACAACUGCAGAGAAGCUAUCAAGGCAUGUACGACAACAUUACAACAACCGUGGGUUGCAGUACCUCGAACGACAGCCUGGCUUGCCUACGAACUGUUCCCUAUGAGACUUUGUACGACGCAUGCACUGGCUUCCGGCAAACACCAAUCAUGGAUGGAGAGUUCAUCUCACAAUUACCGUCACAGUCUAUCCAAAAAGGAGAAAUCGCCGAUGUUGCCAUCAUCAUGGGCACUAAUACUGACGAAGGCACUGCUGUUUUCUUAGGACCCCGUGCUAAUCCUUUGAACACUGAUGAGGAAGUAUCCAACUACAUCCGGGCUCUUGGAAGCGGUCUUGACAAUACAACAGUAGAAACGGUUAUGAAGCUAUAUCCAGAUGACCCUACUUGGGGUUGCCCCUUCGGGACUGGACCCGAACGGUUUGCGGAUCAGGGAUAUCAGUACAAGCGCGGCGCUGCUAUUGCUGGCGAUUACUUUAUGCAUUCAGGACGAAGAUUUUAUGCAAAUUGGCAUAGCACUCGAAGCAAAAAGCCAAUCUACACAUAUAGAUUCGACCAAGCGCCUUGGGAUAUGAGGGAACCCUCCAUCAUGAUUGUGCCGCCGGUAUAUGUGACACACUACUCUGAGAUUGUGUAUGUGUUUGACAACCCCAAUAACAACAGUAACUUCAUUGGGCCCUACCCAAGCUAUGCAAGGCUUCAGUCAUUUAUGUCGCGAUCUUGGGUGUCAUUUGUCCAUGAUCUCAAUCCCAAUAACCAUGGACUCCAAGACCCGAACCUUCCAAAAUGGCCAACAUAUGAUUCCAGGCAUCCUCAAAACAUUGUAUUCCGCGAAGGAGGGAGUUUCAUUGAGAAUGACGAUUACCGGAAACAGCAGCUGGCGUUUUGGGCCACUAUCUGGCCAGAACUACAGACCUGA